CCAAGCACAGCAGCCAAUGUUGCCCUGCCCACCCGAAAUGACUUCUUCUCUCGGCCUCGUCUUACAAUAUCCCGGUGCCCUACCUUUACGGAUACUUCUGUAAUCUAUCAUACCACAGAACAACUUGUUAUGAACCGUAUGGCCUUCAGAUACGUCCCAGCAGGCGUUUCUCCCCCUGGUUCUGCCCUCCCAUGUCGAACAAUCGAAAGUUUACCCACGAGCUACAGAGUCAGCUGGGAGGAUCGCAGCUCUUUUGUCAAGGUCACUCCUGAUGGCCUGGGGUUAAUUGGUGAAAGAGGUUUCAGGAGUGCGCGAUGUAAUGCACCCGUCCGUGAGGGCAAGUGGUAUAUGGAGGUUCGCGUCGAGGAUGGCGGAGGAGAUCGCUCUACUCAUGCCCCAGAUAUCAGCAUGCGUCAGGGAAGUCAUGUCCGACUUGGCUGGGCGCGACGAGAAGCGCCUUUGAAUGGUCCAGUUGGCCUAGACGCAUAUUCGUACGGCUAUCGCGACAAAAAUGGUGAUAAGGUCUAUCUAUCACGCCCUCGCCCUUACGGUCGUUCCUUCCGUAGUGGGGAUGUUAUUGGCAUGUACAUAUCCCUUCCACCUCGAUGCAAACCUGAUCCCCGUGACAAUAAUGACCCCGCACAUAUUCGACGCGAACGCAUCCCUAUCGAGUUCAAGGGCCAGGAGUAUUUCGAAAGUCUCGAGUAUCCUCAGAGCAAAGAGAUGACCGCUCUUAUGGACUUCUCCAAUAAAUCAAGUAAUACGGCAUCACUCCCAUCUGCCUCUUCAAACAAGAAGGCUGCAUCAACAAAAAACCUCCCAGAGCGAGGCGCACGUCCUGGACAGGUACCAGAAGCUCCCGUUCUCCGCCCUCUACCAACCUUGUCAGGUUCUCACGUCGCGUUCUUCGUCAAUGGCGAAUGUCAAGGCAUUGCGUUUGAAGACCUAUUCGAUUACCUGCCUUUGCGCACGACGCCUACAUCGAGGAAGAAGGAAAAGGACAAGAAACGAGCGCGUGAAGGGGCCCCUCAGGAACAUAAAGAAAACCCUUUUGAUGACGGAACGCUGGGGUAUUACCCAUUCAUUUCCUUAUUCAACUAUGCCCGCGUGCGCUUAAACCCAGGCCCAAAUUUUGACUUUCCGCCUCCCCCUGACAUAGACAGUGUGCUCAAGAACACUGAUCAUAAUGUAAAUCAAGCUCAGACUUGGCGUCCCAUUUGCGAGCGGUACCCGGAAUUUAUGAAGGAGCAAUGGGAUCUGGACGAUCAAGAAGAAGAAGAGGCUGCACUGGACGCGGCCAAAAGAGUCGAAGUCGAGAAAACCGAGGCACAAAAGAAAGCGCAGAGGGAAAAAAGCAGACAGCAGACUGAAGCUCGGAAGAGGGCAAAGAAACAUGCA
Suillus subaureus is the source of this 1398-nucleotide messenger RNA. Its product is annotated as concanavalin A-like lectin/glucanase domain-containing protein. The record is from RefSeq and is a predicted model, not a curated record. Gene Ontology annotation, molecular function: protein binding; transcription cis-regulatory region binding. The annotation marks the transcript as partial. The transcript has a single exon. Gene Ontology annotation, cellular component: Set1C/COMPASS complex. Lineage: Eukaryota; Fungi; Basidiomycota; Agaricomycetes; Boletales; Suillaceae.